This is a messenger RNA of Trichomonas vaginalis G3, 282 nucleotides long. RefSeq lists its product as uncharacterized. The record is from RefSeq and is a predicted model, not a curated record. Bases 1 to 282 code for a protein of 93 amino acids. NCBI's taxonomy places the organism in Eukaryota, Parabasalia, Trichomonadida, Trichomonadidae. The transcript has a single exon.
AUGAUUUCGAAUUCAUCUAUUAUCCACCUCCAACAGAAACGCCAUCACCAACAUAUCCGCCAACAGAAACACCAUCACCAACAUAUCAGCCAACAGCAACACCAUCACCAACAUAUCAGCCAACAGCAACACCAUCACCAACAUAUCAGCCAACAGAAAUACCAUCACCAACAUAUCAGCCAACAACAGCAACAGUUUUACCAACAUCGCAACCAACAACCACAACAACAACAGCAGGAUCACCAACACCAGAUGAUAAGCAAAGAAGUAAGAGAGUUGUAG